Linum tenue is the source of this 2076-nucleotide messenger RNA. Lineage: Eukaryota; Viridiplantae; Streptophyta; Magnoliopsida; Malpighiales; Linaceae. The record is from the annotation of a GenBank genome assembly.
AUUUCUCAGUCCCCCAUCUUAGAGGAAAGGGAAAAGGAGAAGAAAGCUGACGAAAUCUCUCUCUCUCUCUCUCUCUCUCUCCCGCCCACCCACCUGACCGUCGAAUCAGCAGCAACAAAGUGUCACCGUCGCCUUCAUUUCUCAUUCCCCACUCAGCCUGCAACCCAACACACAGAACAACAACAACAACGCACGACUCUGGGGGAAAAAAACGUUCACUCAAUAAUCCCCACUCAAAAGAAUUUCAUCAUCAUCAUCAUCAUUUAUCUUUUCCGCCCAACCCCAAAAUCAAAACCCUCUCCGCUUCAGUUUUUUUUUUUUUUUGGGUACCCAAUAUGGCAAUCUGGGUCGUCGCCGCCAGGAAAUCUGGAGCCACGAUGGCCGCCGCUCGUUGCCUGACGAGGAGAAACAUGGUGAAUGGCGGUGGAAGCUGCUCUGCUUUCCCCAAAUCUCAUUCUCCAAAUGCUCUUGCUGGGAAGAAGGAGAAGGAGAAUUCUUCGGCCUUGUUGGGAUUCUGGAGAUUCAAAUCCACCAAAGCUUCUGCAGCGGCGGCGGUCGAUCAGUUGUAUUCCAGCGACGAAGACGUUACCAAUAACCACCAGGGCCUGGAUUUCCCCGGAGGACACGUGUCGUACACCCAUUCGCUAAACUUCAUCUCCAACUCAUCAACCCAAAACAGAGUCCCCUGCUACAGAGUCCUCGACGACAACGGCGUCCUGAUCCCUGCAGCCGGCGGCGGCAGCAACGCCGGCGACUUCCAAUUCCACCACCACCAACAACCACUGAUCAGCCAGCAAACGGCACUGAAGAUGUACAGAGAAAUGGUGAGGCUUCAGGUAAUGGACACCAUCUUCUACGAAGCACAGAGGCAGGGCAGGCUCUCCUUCUACCUAACCUCCACCGGCGAGGAAGCCAUCAGCGUCGCGGCGGCCGCCGCUCUCACCCCCGACGACGUCGUCAUGCCGCAGUACAGGGAGCCAGGUGUCCUGCUGUGGCGCGGCUUCUCGCUGCGUGAAUUCGCCGACCAGUGCUUUGGCAACAAGGACGAUUACGGGAAAGGGAGGCAGAUGCCGAUUCAUUACGGCUCCAAUAAGCUCAAUUACUUCACCGUUUCUUCCCCUCUUGCUACUCAGAUUCCUCAGGCUGCUGGCGUGGCGUAUGCGCUGAAGAUGGAGAAGAAAGAUGCAUGUGUCGUCACGUUUUUCGGCGAUGGUAGCUCUAGCGAGGGAGAUUUUCAUGCUGGAUUGAACUUUGCGGCCGUGACGGAAUCUCCUGUGUUAUUCGUCUGCAGGAACAAUGGCAUCAGGGUCGACGGGAAUGAUGCUCUUGCUGUCUACAAUUCGAUUCGGGCCGCUCGUGAAAUCGCGGUCAAGCAAGGAAAACCCGUACUAGUCGAGUUUCUGACGUAUCGAGUAGGACAUCACUCGACGUCCGACGAUUCGACCAAGUACCGCCCCGUGGACGAGAUCGAGUACUGGAAAGCGAUGAGAAACCCGGUGAACAGGUUCCGGAAGUGGGUCGAAGGCAAUGGCUGGUGGAAUGAAGGUGAGGAAUCGGAGCUGAGAAGCGCGACCAGGAAACAACUGUUGCAAGCGAUUCAAGCGGCGGAGAGAACCGAGAAGCCUUCUCUCGAUGAAAUGUUCCGCGACGUUUAUGAUGAAACGCCGUCGAAUCUUCGCGAGCAACAUGAGCAGCUUCGAGAGAUGAUCAAAAGACACCCUGGAGAUUACCCUUCUGAUGUUCCUGUCUAGAACAUGCAUUUUGUGCAUUUUUUUUGUUGUUCUUGAAUUCGGUAGGAAGAAUCACUAGCUAGAUGCCAUGUUUCCUAAUUGUAGGCAGCAUGGAGGGUAUUAGAAAUGCAAGAAAGAAAGUGGUGUGUGGAUAUAUAUGUUGAAGUUGUAAAUGAAGUCAUUAUUUCUAUUUCUGUAUAUAAGUAUCAUAAGUAAGAAUGUAAGAUCAAUAAAAUUCUCCUUCUAUUUCUGAGAGUUUGUCCAGAUUGAUAACACAUUAGCAUUGCAGUUUGGUGUGACGGAUUCGGAUGACCUCCCCGUCGAAAUUGGACUCGCAGAUACACAG